Messenger RNA from Meriones unguiculatus (Mongolian gerbil), 1926 nucleotides. RefSeq names its product beta-galactosidase-1-like protein 3. Gene Ontology annotation, cellular component: vacuole. The transcript has 20 exons. Gene Ontology annotation, biological process: carbohydrate metabolic process. The coding region runs from base 1 to 1926 and encodes 641 amino acids. The record is from RefSeq and is a predicted model, not a curated record. Gene Ontology annotation, molecular function: beta-galactosidase activity. Lineage: Eukaryota; Metazoa; Chordata; Mammalia; Rodentia; Muridae.
AUGGCAUACCUCAGCAAGAGUCUUUCCUGGAAGAGAAUCGUGCUUGUGUUCUUCCUGCCAGUUGUCUUAACAGGUCUUGCUCCUAGAUAUGACAACUUUAAGUCUCCUGCCAGGUUCAGCUGGUCUCGCCUGUCCCCUUUCAAGUUGAAAAACAGAACUAUAGGACUUAGCACUGUAAUUAAUGCUCGGGGCAAACCAUAUUUCACCCUGGAGGGUCACAAGUUCAUGAUAGUUGGAGGCUCCAUGCACUACUUCCGGGUGCCCAGGGAGUAUUGGAAGGACCGCUUGCUGAAGCUUCAAGCCUGUGGAUUCAACACUGUCACUACCUACAUCCCAUGGAACCUCCAUGAGCAAGAGAAGGGGAAAUUUGACUUCUCUGACAUCCUGGACCUGGAGACCUAUGUUUCACUGGCUGCGAGUGUUGGUCUGUGGGUGAUUCUUCGACCAGGGCCGUACAUCUGUGCUGAGAUUGACCUGGGUGGAUUGCCCAGCUGGCUUCUGCGCUAUCCUGAGUCAAAACUGAGAACAACCAACAAGAGCUUUCUUGAGGCUGUUGAUAGGUAUUUUGAUCAUCUGAUUCCCAGAAUACUUCCUCUCCAGUACAGCCAUGGUGGCCCUGUGAUUGCUGUCCAAAUAGAGAAUGAAUAUGGUUCAUUUUAUAAGGAUAAAAACUACAUGAAUUACCUUAAGAAGGCUCUGCUGAAGAGAGGGAUUGUAGAGCUCCUCUUGACCUCAGAUAAUGGCAAUGACAUUCACUUUGGCUCUGUCCAAGGAGCAUUGGCUACUAUAAACACACAAGCAUUUGUGGAGGAUUAUUUUAUUAAGCUUCAUCGAAUGCAGACUGAUAAACCCAUUAUGAUCAUGGAGUACUGGACUGGCUGGUAUGACACAUGGGGGAGUAUGCACCAUGCUAAAACUGCAAAGGAUGUUCAACAUACAGUAUCUAGAUUUAUCAAAUGUGGAUUCUCCUUCAACAUGUAUAUGUUCCACGGUGGAACCAACUUUGGUUUUAUAAAUGGAGCCCGGCAGGAAUCGCAACACCUAGCUGUUGUAACUAGCUAUGACUAUGAUGCUGUACUGACCGAGGCUGGAGAUUAUACCGAGAAGUAUUUCAUGCUCCGGAAACUCUUUGCAUCUUCUUCAGCAGGCUCCCUGCCUCCAUUGCCUAGCCUUACUCCCAAGACUGUAUAUCGCUCUGUGAUUCCAUCAUUCUACUUACCACUGUUUGAUACUCUACCAUACUUAAAUAAGCCUGUCACGUUAUACACUCCAGUCACCAUGGAGAAUCUUCCGAUAAACAAUGGCAGUGGUCAGCCAUUUGGAUUGGUUCUCUAUGAGACUUCCAUCUGUUCUGGAGGCCGCCUCCUUGCUUCAGUUCAUGAUUCAGCACAGGUGUUUUUGAAUAACAUAAGUAUAGGAAUUCUGGAUGAGCAUAGUAAAAUCCUGAAUAUUCCUAAAAUCCGGGGUUGUCAGCUUCUGAGGAUCCUGGUUGAGAAUCAAGGUCGAAUCAAUUUCUCAUGGAAUAUUCAAAAUGAGCAGAAAGGAUUAAAUGAAUUUAUUAGCAUCAAUAAGGUUUUGCUGAGGAAUUUCACCAUUUAUUCUCUGGACAUGAAGAUGAGUUUCUUCAACAGGCUCCGCCUUGCCACCCCAAGGCUUGCUCCAGAGUAUUACAUAGGCCCUGCCUUCUACUGGGGAACCUUGAAUGUUGGCUUUUCUCCCAAGGACACCUUCUUGGACCUUCCAAACUGGACUUAUGGGUUUGUGUUCAUCAAUGGACGCAAUCUUGGCAGAUAUCACAGCAUUGGACCUCAGCGAACACUGUACCUUCCUGGUCCCUGGCUUCAUCCAGAAGAUAAUGAAAUCGUCGUGUUUGAGAUGAUAAAUAAGGGUUUUUGCAUCCAGACUACAAACAAACCCCAGCUGUAA